UUAAGACGCUGGAUGGGGUAAUUCAGACAAUUCCUUCUUCUCUUUCAUGAACACUAAAUUCCUUAAACCUCCUAUUGAAUGUUGCGGCCGAUCGUUUUCAUCCGACCCCUGAUAAGAAAAGUGUUACAAUGAAAAGAGAUGCUUUAUAUGCAGUUCCACAGAAGGGAAGGGAAGGGAGGCGGAGCGGAUGUGUCCAGCAACGGCGGUGAAGCGAGCUAGGGAUUCUAACGACAACAAUUCACUUUUGUAAUUUUGGGUUUUGGGGAUCUUCUAUUCUGCUCGCAAGCAACCUGGAUUGAACAUCAACUCUGUUUGAUAACAAUUAGGGUUUGGAGUAUGCGAUUCAGAUGGAAGAUGCCUCCAUGUAAGUUCACACGAAAUUAGGAUUUGAAGCCUAUUUGGUUGGUGCUUGUGUGAGGGAUUUACUUCUAAACAGUCCGGCCAAAGAUUUUGAUGUUAUUACUACAGCUGAUCUUAGUCAGGUUUCCUAUAUGUAGAAUGCAUAUAAAGGGAUCAGUUAUCGAGGUACGUUGUAUUCACUAUUAAAUUUCUGUAUGUUGUAUACCAGGUCUCCAGCUUUAAGACGUUGGCGAAAGAUUCUGAAGAAAAAGAAAAAUUUAUCGUAUCUCAAAUGCCUAGAGGCUGUGACAAGUUUGACCUUAAUCUCGGGAAAAACUCUAUGCAUCGUGACUUCACUGUUAACAGCAAGAAUUCUUCAGGGAGUGAGAAUUGCCGCUCGUCUUGGAUUAUCAUUUUCAAAGGAUAUCGAAUCCGCAAUUCAUAAACACGCGUCAUCUAUUUUGAGUUUAAGCACGUUUAGGAUAAUGAUGGAGAUAGAUUAUAUGCUUUCAUACGGGGCUGCAGAAUCUUCGCUCCGUCUACUUCAUAGAUUUCACAUUCUCAAGAUUUUGCUACCAAUUCAGAACUGGAUGCCACGAGGGAGAAAAAUGACAUAUAUAUACACCACAUGAUCGUUACUUGAGUGAAGAAGCUGCCAAGAAGGUUUUCCUCUAUAUUAAUUUUUUUGAUUUUCAUAUUAAGGUUGUAUUAUUUGACUCUACACGUAAUAACUUAAUUGUUUUUUAUUAUGUCUGGAUGACUGGACAUCAGUUGGCUACUCUCAACUGUUACACCAAAUUAGAACUUGCUGUGUUUUUGGAUGUGUCUUUAGGUAGGAUCCAUCUGAAGCAAUGCAUAGCCACAUUGUGAUGGUCCUUGCAAACCUGAUAAGACAUAUAUCUCUAUCUACAUGCUAAAAGUAUUGUUUAUUUUUAUUUGGAAGUUAUAAUUAUUGGUUA
Molecule: messenger RNA, 1298 nt
Organism: Helianthus annuus (common sunflower)
Lineage: Eukaryota; Viridiplantae; Streptophyta; Magnoliopsida; Asterales; Asteraceae
Exons: 6
Coding region: 555-971 (138 amino acids)
Source: RefSeq, a predicted model, not a curated record